This is a messenger RNA of Oncorhynchus mykiss (rainbow trout), 2804 nucleotides long. Its product is annotated as sin3 histone deacetylase corepressor complex component SDS3. Lineage: Eukaryota; Metazoa; Chordata; Actinopteri; Salmoniformes; Salmonidae. The record is from RefSeq and is a predicted model, not a curated record.
AGCUACCUGUUAGUGUAGAUGAGGGACAAGUUCAUUAUCUUUUUGAACUUUCAUGUUUAGCGGUCAAGCCCGGCUUUACUUUUAUACAGCAACACGUUGUCAAGUGGUGGACAGACAGCGCUAACGUAAUAUAUAUAUGAGAGAGAGAGAAAAAGUAGUUUUUGUAACCGUGCAUUGGACUUGGAGUCUCGAUUUUGGAGUUAAAUUCGUAACAAACAGGCAGGCAGUCAUUCUCAGUAAAACAUUUGUAAUGGUUGACAGGUGGCAAGAAAGACUCAUCAUUUGCUUUAACACCAAUAUGAUUUCAGUGAUUGGCCUUUUCUGACACCGUCUUGCCACUGUUGGUGUGAAGUAUAAGAAACUAUAUUUGAUUUUGUAAUUUCAGCUCUCCUUACAUGUCCAGUUAACUUUGAGGCCAGCCAUUUCAUUGGGUACGUGCGUAGAUGAAGGUGGUUUGUUGGGAUUUAGCUAAAUUAGGUUUUAAGGCCGCGCGCUGAUGCAGGCUAUUUCCAAAUGUCACGUUGCAUUUGUGCUGUUAACUUUGGGUAUAUCUACAGAUUUAAGCAAUGACCCUUUACUCAUGUUACCUGUAUUUGAUGGAGAGUUGUGUUAGUCUUGUCAAUGUUAAGUCAACCAUUCACUGGUGUUGUAACUAGCUAGCAAGCGUUAACGUUACGCCGCUAGCUAGCGUUAGCUACCAUCAGCUGACAGGUCACCGGCAAAAACCUGCUUUGGCGCUGGCAAACUCAGUAGCUAACGAGCUAGUCGGGUAUCUAAAAUAGGUACACAACUACGUAUUCUCAUGCAGGCCACGCAGAGAUUGCAUCUAGCUAACAACAUUUGAAACCGGUUCAAUUGCCAAGUCUUGAAUUAGCUGUUGCUAAUAGCUAAAUUGGCUAGCUUGACAAAUCGCUCUCGUAUUUGGCUUCAUCAAUUUGCUACGCGUUAGCAACGGGACAAAUGUUAGGCACUCAAUGUAAACCCUUUUGUUGAGAAUUAGCUGGCUGGUCAAAUAAGAAACGACUGUUUACUAAUCUGGAGUCACUGCCCGGUCUGUGCAAUUCUGGUUAACAUUUAAUUGCUAACUUUUUUUUGAUAGAAAUGAGCAAGCCUGUUAGCUGAACGCUGAGUUAGCUAGCUUGCCAUCUUGCGUGUGGCUACUUUAGCCUACGACAUAACAUUUCGCAUUUAUCAGACGACCUUGUUUUACUUUGUUAGUUUAUUUUUGUAUAAGUCUAAAGGGAAAUGGCUGGUAACGCACUCAUUGGGGAUCCAAAUAAAGACACAGAAGAUGCCAGUGAAACUGACCUGGCGAAACAUGAUGAGGAUGACUAUGUGGAAAUCAAAGAACAGAUGUACCAAGACAAGCUGGCAUCAUUGAAAAGGCAGUUGACGCAACUCCAAGAGGGAACACUUCAGGAGUACCAGAAGAGAAUGAAGAAGCUGGACCAACAAUACAAGGAGAGAGUCCGCAAUGCUGAUCUCUUUCUCCAACUUGAGACAGAACAGGUGGAGAGGAACUACAUCAAAGAGAAGAAGGCGGCGGUGAAAGAGUUUGACGAUAAGAAGGUGGAGCUGAAGGAAAACUUAAUUGCUGAGCUAGAGGAGAAGAAGAAGAUGAUAGAGAAUGAGAAAUUAACAAUGGAGCUGACAGGCGAUUCCAUGGAGGUGAAACCCAUCAUGACACGGAAGUUAAGGAGGCGGCCCAACGAUCCAGUCCCCAUUCCAGACAAGCGGAGGAAACCUGCACCUGCUCAGCUUAACUAUUUGCUAACCGAUGACCAGAUCCUGGAAGAUCUGCGAAUACUGAACAAGCAGCUGAAAUCCCCUAAGCGUCCAGUGUCUCCGUCGUCUCCAGACCAAAUGCCCACCAUUCCAAUGGAGGCCCCCUCACAGCGCUAUGAGGCCCGCAUUGAAGAGGGAAAGCUGUACUACGACAAGAGAUGGUAUCAUAAGAGCCAGGCCAUCCACCUGGAGUCCAAGGAGAACACCAAGAUCAGCUGUGUCAUCAGCUCAGUGGGAACAAAUGAGAUCUGGGUGAGGAAGACCAGCGACAGCACCAAGAUGAGGAUCUACCUGGGACAGCUACAAAGAGGAGCGUUUAUCAUCCGACGGCGGUCGGCAGCGUAGAAACAACACCGUGCCCCUUCACACUUUCUCUUCAUCCAUCCAUCCAUCCAUUCCUUCCAUCUUGUACAUGCAGUGUGUUGCUCCCCCCUCCCUCACGUGGCUCUCUCCCUCAUCCCUACUGUGUGCUUGGAGGAAGUCUUCUCCAUAACUUCCUGGUGUUUCAAUCAAUCAGGACCACAGGAGGGGAAGAACGACGCUUUCUGUCAGUCUUUUUAGACAUCACCAAGCACACGUGGAAGCCUUUCUCCUUGCUAGUUUUGGCUCAAAUAGCCCUUUAGGCAGUUGAGUAGACGUGCAAAGACUGGAUAGCCUUGGUAUAUCAAAAGUUGUCAUAGCUACACUACCUUGUCAUAGGCUUAGUGAAAUGAUUUCCAUUUUGCUUACGCCAUCCAAUGCUCUCAGAUCUCCACAAGUGCUUAGGGGCUGACGGUCGGUGUUUUGAUUGGUCUUCCUUUAUAUACCUAACUUGGUUCUGUAACAGUUUCAGUCAGCUGUGCCACUCAGCUUAAAUCGCAUGUCAUCUUUCUUCAUCAUGACAUUGUCUGGUAUUGUUUUUUCUGGUCAAUUAACAUUUUAUCUUUUUUUCAGAAUAUAUUGGAUAGACUUAAGGUUUUAAUUUUGUAUCUGUAUUAUUGACAUUAAAUGAGUUCAGUUAAACCGAAAUGUUGAAUACA